Molecule: messenger RNA, 1509 nt
Organism: Clarias gariepinus (North African catfish)
Lineage: Eukaryota; Metazoa; Chordata; Actinopteri; Siluriformes; Clariidae
Gene: rsad2
Product: radical S-adenosyl methionine domain containing 2
Exons: 6
Coding region: 68-1126 (352 amino acids)
Biological process (GO): positive regulation of immune response; defense response to virus
Cellular component (GO): endoplasmic reticulum membrane; endoplasmic reticulum; mitochondrion
Molecular function (GO): catalytic activity; 4 iron, 4 sulfur cluster binding
Source: RefSeq, a predicted model, not a curated record
UUCUGCAUCUUAUAUAAGCGCAAGUCAGCUGUCUGCUGUCCACACUGGUGAGACGCAGAAGUCCAACAUGUUUUCCAAUCAAGUGGCCUUGGUGAGGAUGCUCGUGCAGCUCUGCAUCAACAAUGUGAACUCUAUGCUUGCGGAAAUGAUGAAGUGGGUGUUUUGCCUGUGGAUGGGAGCGAAGAGCGCAAUGGUGAACACGCAGCACGAGCGCCCCAAACUCGACAGCGCAGGGCGAGCUGGAGGAACCACACCGAGCAGCGUCAACUACCAUUUUACCCGCCAGUGCAACUACAAAUGCGGCUUCUGCUUUCACACGUCGAAGACGUCCUUCGUCUUGCCUUUAGAGGAAGCCAAAAAAGGGCUAAAACUCCUGAAAGAAGCAGGAAUGGAGAAAAUCAACUUCUCCGGUGGAGAACCGUUUUUGCACCAGAAGGGUGUAUUUCUAGGCGAAAUGGUGCAAUACUGCAAACAAGAGCUUAAGUUGCCGAGUGUCAGCAUUGUCAGCAAUGGAAGUAUGAUCAAAGAGAGCUGGUUCAAGAAAUAUGGAGAGUACCUGGACAUUCUAGCAGUAUCUUGCGACAGCUUCGAUGAAGAAACCAACCAACUAAUCGGCCGCGCCCAGGGGAAAAAAAGCCACAUUAACAAUCUGUACAAAGUGCAGAACUGGUGCAGAGAGUACAGAGUGGCUUUCAAAAUCAACUCAGUCAUCAACACUUUCAACGUUCAUGAGGAUAUGACUGAGCACAUCACUGGCCUUAAUCCUGUGCGCUGGAAGGUGUUUCAGUGUCUCCUGAUUAAGGGUGAGAACACAGGUGAGAAUAGCCUUCGAGAAGCAGAGAAAUUUGUCAUCACCGAUCAGGAGUUUGAGGAGUUCCUGGACCGCCACAAAAACAUUCCUUGUCUGGUUCCGGAGUCAAAUCAAAAGAUGAAAGACUCCUACUUGAUUUUAGAUGAAUAUAUGCGUUUCCUGGAUUGUCGUGCAGGGAGGAAAGACCCAUCAAAGUCCAUUCUGGAUGUCGGAGUGGAUGAAGCCAUAAAGUUUAGUGGAUUUGAUGAGAAAAUGUUUCUUAAAAGAGGGGGCAAAUAUGUGUGGAGCAAAGCAGAUAUGAAGCUUGAGUGGUAAUAAUGCACCAUGGUAAUGACGAUGGCUGCGAUAGCGCAAAGACUGAUUAUGUUUCUAAUUUUGUUUUAAUGUUAAAGACAUCAAAAGGAAGAAUGUUUUUCUGUUUUUAUUUUAUUUAUUUUAUUUUAUAUUUAUGUUUUAAAGUUUAUUUCAAUUAAACGUAUUUACCUUUCUCUGUAUUUUAAUAUUAACAUUAAUUUAAAGAAUGUACUUAAAUUUUAUUAUGUUUAAAUCUACUCAUAUCUACUAGUAGUAUUACAGGUAGUAGCUUUACAGCAUUAAUGCACCUUUACUUUGCCAUUUGUACUAUUUUGUGCACUUUGAACAAAUUAAAUGUAGUGUCUGUGUGUCUUUUAAAUAAAGAUCUAUAUUUGUAACAAAAA